AGCCCGGGGAAAAGAAGCUUGAACGGAUUUAGAAUUGUACCUGUUUUGCUACUCAUCCAGAUUAAAAAGCCCGCUCCCCAACUUGACUGUCGGGAAACAGUGUGAUUUAGAAGAGACAACUGUAAAUAAGACCAUUGAGUGUGUCAGUGUAUCAUCGGCCAGCGUACGUAAUUGUACUUUUUCAGAAACGGUCAUUGUGCAACACCAGAAAUGAAUUCUCCUACGAUUAAACAACCAAACAUCUCUACAACAUUUCCUUACUGCGAUUGUUCUACGCAAGAGGACCAUGAUUCUAAUUCAAGUCCUUGUCGAUCCGCCGAUCAUUGGCGGUAUGCCAUCAGCAACAUUCGGAAAUCGUUGUUCAAUUCCUCCAGCUGUGCGAUUCCUUCACCGGCUUCCCAUUUAAUGCAAUACGAACGAGAAUUACGCAAAUCGCGCAACAAUCAGCCACUAACACAAUACCAAGAAGGUCGAUUUGGACAACCUUUAUAUAGCUUUAAUUCAGAUCCGUUAGCUAGUCGGGAUAUAUUUGAGUAUAGAAUAAGUCGCUCCGAGCAUUUGAUCUUGCGAUUACUACAGUUCUUUGCCAUGCAUGGAAAAACACACUCGUAUGUUCGUAUAUCACCAGGCAUAUUCCUUGUGCAAAAAUAUGAAGAGUGUCGGACCGAAUUCCCAUCGCCUCGAACGAUUUCCAACGCGCUUGAUUUUUUUGGGCAAAAUUGUGCACCCAUUGAUACACUCACUUUUAGUGAUUUAUAUAACAGUAUAAUGCAACAGAGAACGCAACCACGACUUCUCAGCAAUACGUUUAUACCCUACACGUACACUUUAGGUGUACGCUUUACAAAUCCAUACAAGAAAAUGCGUGAUGUGCUUGUUCGAGGUAACAUUCCUCUUUGGUGCCAAACAUUAUUCAUCACAGAAUGUGUGCGUCUUUUACCAAUAGAACAAGGCAUGACCUUGAAAGGUAUCCUACCUUUUGCUAAAGACGUUGAAUUUACUUUUGGAUCACUGCAGUUUGAUGAUCCCUAUCCAGACCUUUUAAUCAUGUUUGAACGGUUUGCGAUGGAAUUGAGUGAUCCACACAUGAUGUACGAAGUUCCACCCAACGAACUAUGUCGUUGGAAAAAUAGACAAUUAAAUAUACUAGAUGGUGUCUUGUAUUGCGAAAUACCAGAUGAAACAGCAAUGCUAGUUACAAAUUUAGCUGAUGCAUGGGCUACAAGUCAAGGCAUGAAUAUAUAAGUUUAUUAAAUAAAGAAAAAAAAAAAGGCUAUUUCUUUUGGAUUAUAGUAGCUCUAUUGUAGUAGGGAAUUUCAAGGUAUUUCAUUUGGCCAUUUAAAUCCAUGCCAACCACUUUCUUUUGAUGAACU
Molecule: messenger RNA, 1373 nt
Organism: Mucor mucedo
Lineage: Eukaryota; Fungi; Mucoromycota; Mucoromycetes; Mucorales; Mucoraceae
Exons: 2
Coding region: 211-1245 (344 amino acids)
Source: RefSeq, a predicted model, not a curated record